CACGCCCAGCCCCACGGCCGCACCGCGCCUCGCGGGACAGGUUGGGCAGGCGGGGCGGCGCCCGGCUCCGGGGAAUAAUGAGUGUCUGUCAGGCCGUCCCCGGGUGACUGGGCGGGGCGGGGCGGAGGCGGCGCGGGAGGCGAGGGUGGCGGGGGAAGGGCGCAGGGCGGGGUGCGUGUUUGCGCUAGUGACUCGGCCGACCCCUCCGGCGGCUGCCUCCACCCAAGUGGGUGGGGACCCGCCCAGCCCGGGCGGCCGCGGCGGCUCCCUCUCCCCUCCCUGACCCUCCCACCCCGGGUCCCAGCCUCUACUUACCCCGCCAGCCCUGGGAGGCUCGCAGAGCGAGCGGCGCCGGCGUCAUGUGACUGCCCGGAGUUGGUGCCAGGAGCCAGAGGGGAGCCAGGAGCGGAGCCGCGCGGAGCCGGGGCCCGAGCUGGAGCGCAGCGCGAGCGCCCGCCGAACCGAGCCGAGCCGCGCCCGCCGCACGCGCGCCAGUCCCCGUCCCCUGCGGCCGCCACCGCCAACGCCGCCGGGACUGGAGCGCUGACACCACUGCAUCCGCGGGUUUCCAGGCAGCCCGGAUCCGGGCCUUUAUUUCUCGCCUGCAGCGCUCAGCACCGCGCCUCGAAAACAAUAGAAGACUGAGCUAGGAGACAGAUCACCGAGUGACGUGAAAACGAGACGCCUUUCCAGGCCAAACACCAGAGCACCCUAGAAAGCAUAAUUAAAAGAAUGCUCAUGUUUGACCCAGUCCCUGUCAAGCAAGAGGCCAUGGAUCCUGUCUCGGUGUCAUACCCGUCUAAUUACAUGGAGUCGAUGAAGCCCAACAAGUAUGGCGUCAUCUACUCCACACCGUUAUCUGAUAAGUUCUUCCAGACCCCAGAAGGCCUGUCGCAUGGGAUGCAGAUGGAGCCGGUGGACCUCACCGUGAACAAGCGGAGCUCGCCGCCCUCUGCCGGGAACUCCCCCUCCUCCCUGAAGUUCCAGUCCUUGCACCGGAGAGCCUCGCCAGGGCUGAGCCUGCCGUCGUCCAGCCCACCGGGGAAGAAGUACUCGCCGCCGCCGCCGCCCGGCGUGCAGCCCUUCAGCGUGCCGCUGUCCAUGCCGCCUGUGAUGGCUGCGGCCCUCUCCCGCCACGGCAUCCGGAGUCCCGGCAUCCUGCCCGUCAUCCAGCCUGUUGUCGUGCAGCCCGUCCCCUUCAUGUACACCAGCCACCUCCAGCAGCCGCUCAUGGUCUCCCUGUCGGACGAGAUGGAAAAUUCCAGUAGUAGCAUGCAAGUCCCUGUAAUUGAAUCAUAUGAGAAGCCUCUAUUACAGAAAAAAAUUAAAAUAGAACCUGGGAUCGAACCACAGAGGACAGAUUAUUAUCCUGAAGAAAUGUCACCCCCUUUAAUGAACUCAGUGUCCCCCCCGCAAGCACUGUUACAAGAGAAUCACCCUUCAGUCAUCGUGCAGCCCGGGAAGAGACCUUUACCUGUGGAAUCUCCAGACACCCAGAGGAAGCGGCGGAUACACAGAUGUGAUUAUGAUGGAUGCAACAAAGUAUACACUAAAAGCUCUCACUUGAAAGCACACAGAAGAACACAUACAGGAGAAAAACCCUACAAAUGUACAUGGGAAGGAUGCACAUGGAAAUUCGCUCGGUCUGAUGAACUCACGAGACAUUUCCGAAAACAUACUGGAAUCAAACCCUUCCAGUGUCCAGACUGUGACCGCAGCUUCUCCCGCUCCGACCACCUUGCCCUCCAUAGGAAACGCCACAUGCUCGUUUGAAUGCCUCUAUCUCCCGCCUCAGCGUGGCUCCCACUCUCCCAGCUCUCUCUCUGUCCUCCCUCCCAUUAUCUAACUCAUCUUUUUACAUGUACAUUUUAAUUUUGAUUCAGCUGGUCUGAAUCUCUGAAUUUAUAUCAUUCAAACUUCCAUAUGGUCAGUAGUAAAUAUUCUCUAAUCUUCCCUCUCCUUGCCACGGGUCAGACCUAAAGAAUGUGAACAAUUUUUUUUUUCUUUUUUUUUUUUCCGGGGAUGCUAAGCAAACCCUUCUUAGAGAUACGUUUAAUGUAAUGAAAGCAAGGGAACAUGUAAACUAACAUAACCAAUUGCUUCUCCAUGUAAUCCUCAAAAGAAUGUCAAAGUAAAUGUAUUAGAAAUACAGUAUCCAGCCUGCUAGUCCUUGCCAGAGGCAUCCAGACCUCUGUGCUCUGUGAUCGAGUUUGGUGCUCCACAGCAAAAAGAAGGGUGGAACCUUUCACAGAUUAGCUAGACAUGCAACAGGCUUUCAGACUAGUACAGUCAACUCUUCCAUUGUCCUUCACAGAUGUGGCUGGUCAAUUUGGAUUUAGCACUUCAUCUAAAUGUAUGUCCGUUAUCCUCCUUUGUGCCUGCAGCUACUAAGGAGGUCUUUGCCACCAGGGAGGUGAGCCAGAGCUGCUGAUUUAGGUGGAUGAUGUCUGUCCAUUGAGGGGGUGGAUACUGUACUUGCUAGCGUGGAGUCGGAGCAAAGGGGCAUGCAGCAGGGGCAGAGCAAGGCGGGCAAAGGAGGAAGCCAGCCAUUCCUGCUCGCCUAGGGCUUUUUGGAGACAAUUCAUCAUUUGGUUCGCUGGGCAGUACAUUCCCAGAGCUUCAGUCUCUAUGCACAUUCAGCUGUGCGGAACCCUACUGCAAAGCCAGAUACUGAUGGGGUUCUCCAUGCACCUGUCUCUGUUUCUACAAUGUCCUUAAUGUCAAUUACCAAGCAUUGAUAGGGAUGCCACAAAACUAUUUGCUCAGUAAUGGGAAAAAAUCUUUUGGAUAAGGGUAUGCAUGGUUUUCUUUAAUGGCCUUCUUUUACCCCACCUACUUAACAGCUUUUUUUUGCAAACAGGGAAACGUUGAGUGGUAAUUGUAUCCCCCUAUCAAAUUAAUCAUGGAGGCUUCAUAUGGAGACAUUUCUCUGUGAGCUGUAAGGUGCCAAAUUGGCUGUCAUCUGUGUACAUGACACACACCGUAAAUAAGCAUCUGCUAACGCUUUAGUAGAUUCCUUCAGUUUAAGACCUGAGAGACACUAUUUGUAAAUAUAAAUAGUUGUGAAGCACACAUACCUUUCCUGGGGGACAGAUUUAUGAAAAAUCUAGAAAACCACAGUUCAGGGAUUCAUAAAUGUAGCUCAAAUUCCCAGAUGUUUACUGUUGGAGCCGGCAAUCUCCUAUCACUAUCAAGUAUCCUGUCAGAAGAACAAACUGAAAAUGACUCGUGUUUAUGUUGAAGAUUAAUAGCACCAUCAUUUAGGGGAAGUUUUGCAAAAGCAGGCUUUUGAGCACCAUAGUGUAAAUGCCAGUAAAAAUAAUUUGUGCGUGGAAAUGCCAUUGGUCCUAAAUUUGAAGAAAGUGGGCGACGGUGGUGUAGUGUGGGUGCAUUUAAGCAAAUGCACCUUCAUCCCUCGAUAAAGGAUGGAGGAGCAGAGAGAAGAAUGGAAUCCUGAAGAUUCAUCCCAGCCACAACUCAGGAUCCAACACGACCUUAACUGGGAGGAAUACACUGUUCAGUUGUUUUUUUUUUAAGACAGUGCGUGAGUGAUUCUGGAGGCCUGCGAAUCGUGUGGGGAGCGUACUUUGACGGCGCCGUGUUAAUAAAAGUUAGUUGUAGGGACUGCACACCUAAGAGAUCCCGCUCGUAAGCCCUCGGAUCCAACUGAAAGGAGAUGUAGUUGAGAAAUGCAAAGUAAUUUGUCACGGGGGCACUUGGUUUUCCUUUUUUUUUUUUAAGCACUGCAAAAUUUGUUUAGACUAUUAAAACAUCCUUAUGAGGCUUUUUUUUUUUUUUGCAACUAUGACAUGAAUUGAGGGAUAAAAAAAGAAUGGCUCUUGGAAAAGUAGAUAUUGUCUGUAUUGUAGAUGCUUAGUCCCAUUCAUGCCAAAAUGUUUAUUGCUUGAAAUGGUUCUUCCACAACGCACUGAAGAAUUAAGUUGGAGUGCAAAGAACAUUUUUGUUUUAAUGGAGAUAACCAGUUUGUGUGUGUUCUAACCCAUCUUGAAGGUGGGAAAAGGGGCAAGAAAGGAUAGGAUUGAUCUUGGAAUAAUUAGCUGUGAGUCUAAGUCCAGCUGAUAGAAAGCUUCGUGGGUUCUCAUGAAAUUUGAUGUGUGCGCUAUGGCAUAUUGACUUUUUUUUUUUCAGAAAA
Messenger RNA from Globicephala melas (long-finned pilot whale), 4153 nucleotides. RefSeq names its product KLF transcription factor 3 (gene KLF3). The record is from RefSeq and is a predicted model, not a curated record. Lineage: Eukaryota; Metazoa; Chordata; Mammalia; Artiodactyla; Delphinidae. Gene Ontology annotation, biological process: regulation of transcription by RNA polymerase II. Gene Ontology annotation, molecular function: RNA polymerase II cis-regulatory region sequence-specific DNA binding; DNA-binding transcription factor activity, RNA polymerase II-specific.